AUGUCCUUCGACCGUCCGCCGCGCUCCCAAGUGGUCCAGACUGGGCGGACGGAGCGAAUCGAGUCCGAGUCGGUACCCAAAUGGACCUGCGACUGCGGAACGCAAAACUUGAUGUCGCGGAGUCACUGCACGAGCUGCUCCCUGCUCCGGAAGGAGGACCGGCAGAUGCGCAUGGUGGCCCGCGCCAACAUGGGUCUGGGCAAGGGUGGAGGCUACUUCGAGCGCGGUGAUUCGGCGGGUCGAGGCAAGGCGGAGGCUGGAGAUGUCAAGGGCGGCCUGGACGAGUAUGGUCGACGGCGAGCAGACGCCAAUGUCCCAGCGGUCACGAAGCAGGCGCUCUCGGAGCAGAGGCUCGAGAAGCCGGCGCUCUCGAAGCAGAGGCGGCGAGACGCGCUCUCCCACCAAAAGGACCAGAAGGCCGCUGCCCCGGACGUGCCAGAGGCGCAGCCCGAGCCCGACCACGGUGGCGAGAGCAACAAGCCAGUCUCCAAGGCUGAGAAGCAGAAGCUGGCGCUGGCUCGCCUGCGGGAGAGGAAGCGCCUGUCGCCGCCCAAGCCAUGCCACUUUCGUGAGAAGUCGUCCCGGAGUCGUAGCCUGGAGCGGCGCCGUGAGUCGGUUCGCUGGCGCUGA
Messenger RNA from Symbiodinium natans, 630 nucleotides. The record is from the annotation of a GenBank genome assembly. Lineage: Eukaryota; Dinophyceae; Suessiales; Symbiodiniaceae.